CAAACAGGAUGCUUUUGACAGCAGUAGUGAAGAACUGGAGGACUGGUUAAUGAAGAUACUAAAAUGGAGUGUUUACCCCUGGAGUAACCAAGGUGCUGACAAGUUCUGACUUCUUCAUCCUCAUAAACAUGAGUGAAGUUCAGGCUAUGGUAGAAUUCUCCGUGGAGCUCCACAAAUUCUUCAAUGUGGAUUUGUUUCAAAGAGGCUUUUACCAGAUCCGGGCAUCUAUGAAGAUUCCUCCAAGAAUUCCACACAAAUUAGAAGCCAGCCUGUUACAUGCCACUGGAGCAGACCUUGCCUUUCCCGCUUCCAUCCACGACAACGUAGUCUGCAGCAAAACCUUUCAGAUCCUUUACAAAAAUGAGGAAGUUGCUGUCAAUGAUGUGAUGAUUUUCAAAGUCAAAAUGCUGUUGGAUGAGAGGAAGAUUGAGGAGUCCCUGAAUGAAAUGAAUUUCCUGCUGACAUUAGACCUGCACUUCACAGACACGGACUACUCGCCAGAUGACCUGAGCACACUACAGCCAAUUAGUAGCCGAACAUUAAAGCUGCACUUUAACUUACACCGGGGCCUUCACCAUUACGUCAAUGUGAUGUUUGAUUACUUCCACCUCUCAGUCAUAUCUGUUAUAGUCCAUGCUUCUUUGGUUGCUCUGCACCAGCCCCUGAUAAGUUUCCCUCGCCCAGUGAAGAACACCUGGUUGAACAGGAAUGCACCAGCACAAAACAGGGACUCUGUGAUUCCUUCCCUUGAAAGCGUGGUCUUUGGCAAUAACUACUCAAAGCAGUUAUCAGCAGAUGGUUGCAGCUUUGUCAUUUCAGAGUCUUUCCUCAGCCAUGCCUAUAAUUUCCACUAUACCCUCUGUGCCAGUCUGCUGCUUGCUUUCAAAGGCUUGCACAGCUAUUUCCUCAUGGUAACCAAGGAGCUGCCCUCUUCCCACCGUAUUGAACUGGCCAAGGCCAGCAUGCAGGUCCUUUAUGAACGCCUUCUCAGAAGAAAGUAUCCACGAACCCAGAGAGACGCCUACCUAGAAAACAUAGAUGUAGAAGUUCGCCUUGCAGAACUGUGUGAAGAAGUAAAGAAAAUGGAAAAUCCUGAUGAACUGGCAGAACUCAUAAAUAUGAAUCUUGCUCAGCUCUGCUCCCUUCUAAUGGCUCUCUGGGGGCAAUUUCUGGAGGUCAUUACCUUGCAAGAGGAGGUCACAGCAUUGCUAGCUCAAGAGCAUCACACCUUGAGGGUGCGCAGGUUUGCAGAGGCAUUCUUCUGUCUCGAGCAUCCCAGGCAGGCUGCCCUUGCCUAUCAGGAGCUACAUGCUCAGAGUCAUCUACAGAUGUGUGCAGCCAUCAAAAACACUUCUUUCUGCAGUGCUCUUCCACCCCUUCCCAUCGAGUGCAGUGAACUGGAUGGAGAUAUGAACUCCUUGCCUAUCAUCUUUGAAGAUCGCUAUUUGGAUUCAAUCACUGAAGAUGUGGAUGUACCCUGGUUGGCAGUUCAGAGUCUCCCCAGGUCAGAGUCCAAUAAACUGGAUAAAUUUGAAGCUGAAGAAAGUUUUGUCGCUGGUUUUACUAGCCCUGAACUGAAAAUGAGACCUGCAGCUGCCUCCAACCUUUGGCAUCCAGAAAGUGAGAAGAUGCUAACAAAAACUUUGAAAGGGAAGAACGAAGAUGCAAAUAAAUCCAAAGUUAAGGUUACUAAGCUCAUGAAAACGAUGAAACCUGAAACCACAAAAAAAGUUGUGAAGCAGAACUCUAAGGACUCUGUGGUCUUAGUGGGCUACAAGUGUUUGAAAAGCGCAGCGCUGGAAGAUGCCUCUCGAAGCUCAGAAGGCAGGACUGCAUCCAAUGCCAGUGAAGGGCUGGACCCUGCAUUAGGUGCAUUUCCUUGUGAUACAAAGACCUGCAGCAGGCAAAUAAGUCAAAGAGAACUUCCAUUUAUGCCAUCUGGAUCUGAGGAGAAGGCUGCCAAGACUGAAGGUGUCCAACCAGGUCCUCUUAGCCCCCUGCACUGUGAAAACGUGGCUGGGUUUGGUAGACUUACCAUCUCCCAGCCUGGCUCUGGAGCUCUACAGGCAGAUAGUGCUCUACAGGCCAGAGCUACACUUGAAGGCUGUCAUGGAGGUCAACCAGCUCCCUCAGGAGUCAGGACAAUUGAGGUCAAACCAAGUGCUAAGGAUCCCUAUGAAGGGGAGAAGGUCACCGUGCACAUCGGGUCGUGGGCUGAGCUUCCGCACGAUGGAGCACAGGGAGGGAACCUGCAGGUACCUAACAUCCAAUCCUUGGAAUCUGGAAAUGCAUUGACUUUGGGAGAGCAGGAAGCAGUGCUGGAAAAGGAAGACGUCCCACACAGCAGUGACAUCCUGACCAAAGUGAAGAGCAAUCAGGCUGCUCCUGCCACCAAAGAAAGUCAGCUUGCAGCCAGCGCCGACGCCGCCAAGGUACCGGAUGUCAGCAUAACCUGCGCCUCCUCCAGGUUUUCAGACUCAGGGGUAGAAAGUGAACCCAGUUCCUUUGCGACUCACCCCAACCCCGACCAGGUGUUUGACAACGUCCAAGGGCAAAGUGCACAUAACGGGGAGAGAGCAUUUCCUCAGCUUUUACUCAAGCCAGACUGUGCUGUGAAAGCGGCGCUAGAGAGCCACUGCACGGAGAGCACCAGCGCCGUGAGCGAGAUCCAAUCAUCCCUCACAUCCAUCAACUCCCUGCCCUCGGAUGAUGACGAGCUGUCACCCGAGGAGAAUUCAAAGAUCUCUGUAAUACCUGAGUGCCAGCUAAGUGACAGCAAAAGGGUGUUAGAUAUGGGAGAGGUGGACUGGCCAAAAUGCCGUGACAGCAGAAGAAGCAACAGCGCUUCGCAGCAGGAGUGCGUUGCGCUUUCAGGGCGCUCGGGUGACAGAGCUCUGCCUGUACAUUCCUCUCUCUCAGGAACAAAGGAUCUUUUAGGCUUAGCGGUGGCAGGUGAGGACACAUCUGCCCCUGCAAGAAGUUACAGCCCGCAGGCAGAGCUUGGCACAGCCUGCAAGGCUGCUCAGGGUCCCGAAAGGGAGCCUAAGGCUGCAGAGGAAAGAGCUGAGUUGAGCCUGGGAGCUGGCUGUGUGGGUGAGCAGUCUGCUGGUUCAGGCUCUCCAGCUCCAAGUGCAGCGCCUGAGGCUGGAGAAGCAAGUGAAGGAAAACACAGCGAGCCUUUAGAACCGAAGGAGACGACCGAAGUAGCUCCGAGUGAAACUGGGACUGAGAAUCCUUCUCCAACCAGUAGUACUGACAUAGUAAAGCAGGGGCUUGUGGAAAACUAUUUUGGGUCUCGAAGCAGCACAGACAUUUCAGAUAUCUGGCCUCUGGACAGCAGCAAUCCUGUUAGCCCGCAGAAGGACACGUACGCCAAGCAAACGGUUUGCUCUUCCCAGCAAGAUGAGGAAGAGGAGGAGGAGGAGGAGGAUCAAGAAAUGAUUGAAAAUGGGUAUUAUGAAGAAACAGACUACAGCCUGUUAGAUGGAGCUGUCAGUGCUGAGCAGGAUCAUGGCUCAGCAGAAGACAGAGCUCUGAGGUCUGAAAGGAUCGAUGGCGGGCACCUGCGAGAUGGAAUGAGUGUGCCUCCUGUCUGUGCUCCUGGCUGUCUGUCCUUCCCCUCUGCCCUGAGAGACUCUCCUUGCAACGUGAUCUGUGCUGCACGGACUAGGUCUGAUGCAAUUACACAGCAGCCAGGCAGCACAUCCUACAGCUCAGCCUCGGCUGCUUGCUGGUAUGAAAGCUCUCCGAAACCUCAAAUGUUAGCUUUCCUGCAGGCUAAAGAAGAAUUGAAACAACUAAAACUUCCUGGAUUUAUGUACAGUGAUGUUUUCAAACUGGCUUCUUCAAUACCUUAUUUCAGUAUGGAAGAGGAUGACUGCUCAGAAGAAGGAAUACAUCUCAUAGUCUGUGUCCAUGGCCUGGAUGGUAACAGCGCAGAUCUCCGAUUGGUGAAGACUUACAUAGAGCUGGGGCUGCCUGGAGGGAGGAUAGAUUUCCUGAUGUCUGAAAGGAAUCAGAACGAUACCUUUGCUGAUUUUGAUUCCAUGACAGAUCGCCUCCUAGAUGAAAUCAUCCAGUAUAUACAGAUCUAUAACCUGACCCUUGCAAAAAUCAGCUUUAUUGGACACUCACUGGGAAAUUUAAUAAUCCGUUCAGUGCUCACAAGACCUCGAUUUAAAUAUUACCUCAGCAAACUCCACACCUUCCUGUCUCUGUCUGGACCACACCUUGGUACCCUCUACAACAGCAGUGCUCUUGUUAACACAGGACUGUGGUUUAUGCAGAAAUGGAAGAAGUCUGGGUCUCUGUUGCAGCUGACCUGUCGAGACCAUUCGGAUCCACGCCAAACCUUCCUAUACAAACUCAGUAAAAAAGCAGGUCUUCAUUACUUCAAGAACAUUGUGUUGGUAGGAUCUCUGCAGGAUCGUUACGUUCCGUAUCACUCAGCUCGCAUUGAGAUGUGUAAAACAGCUUUAAAGGAUAAACAAUCAGGACCAAUUUAUGCUGAAAUGAUCCAGAACCUGCUCCUUCCAGUUCUUCAGAAGAAGGAGUGCAAUCUGGUUCGCUACAACGUGAUCAACGCGCUGCCCAACACGGCAGACUCCCUGAUCGGCAGAGCCGCGCACAUCGCGGUCCUGGAUUCAGAAAUCUUUCUAGAGAAGUUCUUUCUCGUUGCUGCCCUCAAAUAUUUUCAGUAGAGAAAACGAAAGAAAACAAAACUUUGGUUUAUUACCUCAUUAACAGAUGAAUCAAAUAAUGUGUGGUAUUAAAGUCUAGCUGCAGCUGUAUUUUAAGAGAUAUUUAUACUUUUUAUAUGGAAGAUAAUUUAUAUCAUCCACACUUAGGGCUUUUUAACAUCAACUUUUACUUUCUAGGUAAUGUGGCUGUGCAAUAUUUUUUUUUCUUUGUUUCUUUUUACUUUUCUAUUACUUUUUUUUUCCCCCCCUCCUUCAUUUUGGGUACCUAUUUGGAGAUUAAAGCACAGUGAGUGGGUUUGGUUGGUUUAUUUCUCAGCUCUUAGACGACAGAAGUCAUUGUUACUUGGUUCCAUAUUUUUUUUUCCCCCCCAAGAGGCUUUAGAUGUGGAAAUAAAUUGGAUUUUAAAGUUCUCAGAAGGUCUUAAGCGUUCAUUUGUUGUAUUUUAGCACUGUAAGAAGUUGAAACUGGAAACACAACGAGCUGCUGAAAUAGUGGAGGUUUGAGAAUUGCUUUGUCCAUGGGUCUUUGUCAAGACUUCACCACAGCUUAGCGCUUUCCUGCCACGUCCUUCUCCUGGUCGGUAAAUAGCCUGUGGGAGGAGACUUUCUACUGAUCUCAGAGCUGUGGUAGUUUACAUGCUGAGUUUUCUUACUGGAACACUUCACUUUUCAGAAGCAAAUGGCAACUGAGGAUCUUUGCUCAUGUUUAAUGACAGCUGCCUUCCAAUCGUCGAGGUCUGAAGAUGGCUCCUUCCUCUGCCGGUUCUCCAGGUGAACGUGGACAGUUUUGCACAGACUUCUUCCGUCUGCAUCACAGAAGGAAAUGGUAGAGAUUUCUGCAAUACUUUUAUCAGUUACAAGCAAUUUUUAAAUAAUACUGUUCAGAUGUUUUAUUGACUACAAAGCGUUGUAAAUACAAAUCAUGCAACAGGACAAUCUUGUACACUUGACCUGUCCAAUGACGCAGGCAAAAGGGGGUUUGAUAUACAGGAAUGUCCAAGGUCUACUGACUUUCUACUGGUGCUGCACAGCAUUAAGUUGGGGUUCUCCUUCCUUCCCUUUUUCCUGUUUCAAACUGAAGUUGAGGGAGGUGGGGGGGAGGGAAAGAGUUCCUUGUGCAUUCACUAAUUGUUUUUAUUCUGCAAACUAGAGAUUGGUUGUAUACUGCAUGUUUCUUUUUAGCCUUGUGUUAUUGCAUCUGCUGUUAAUAAAAUGAACAAAUGGCUCUGAUGGAAGCAAUUAAAGAAAGCAAAACCUUCUGCUAAUUACCAAAAUUCUGGGGAGGUUUUAUUUUUUGGGGGGUUUGGGGUUGUGAGUUUGUUUGGUUUUGGUUUUUUUUUUCAUGUAGUUAAUAAUUUUGUAUUAUUCAAAAUGAACAGAGCAAUAAGAGUUUAUAAUGAAGUGAUUUUCAUUUUCUUGUAUAA
Molecule: messenger RNA, 6124 nt
Organism: Pogoniulus pusillus (Red-fronted tinkerbird)
Lineage: Eukaryota; Metazoa; Chordata; Aves; Piciformes; Lybiidae
Gene: FAM135A
Product: family with sequence similarity 135 member A
Exons: 21
Coding region: 129-4700 (1523 amino acids)
Source: RefSeq, a predicted model, not a curated record